AUGGCGCGAUAUAAUCGUCUCCAGACCUUACACUUGCGUCCAUUGCUGCUCCUCUUCCUGAGCACGCUUGUACUUGCAACUUAUGUGACAAGCUACACUGACAUCUCAUAUAGCUCUCUCUCAGUUUCCAGCUCCAACGACGCUGUAGAAGCUCCACAAUCAAUUAUCAACGACCCUGUCUGCUUAUCAGACAAUGUCAAUCUUUUACCCUCUACGUCGGACUCAGCGACUCCUCCAGCGCGUCCAUUAGAUCCUCGUAAACAACACAUUGUCUUUGUGUCGAUUGCCAUCAAAAGCCAUGCGCAACCACUGCUUCGAGUGGCCAGUGAGAUGAAAGAACGAGGAUAUCGUGUCUCCUUCGCUACUCACGACUCUGGAAGAGAGUGGGUGCACGCUUAUGGAUUGAACUUCCUGUCAGCAGGAGACUUUCCAAUCUCAGCUGAAGAUCUUCGUGUCAAAUUUCGUGCCAUGACGCGGGAUGUCUCGAAUUUUCGAGGAAUUUUGACAAUGUUUACCGACAUAUACGUACGUGCAGCACGACUCAUGUUUAAUGCUCUGCUGCCUCAACUGGAGACCAAUGGAAGCAAUCCUAAUGCACCGAACAUGCUGGUUGUGGAUAUUGCAACGAUCGGGGCUCAAGAUCUCGCUCUGAAGCUAAAAGUCCCGUACGUUUUAAACUCUCCGUCGCUCCUGUUUGAUCUAGAAGGAGCUCCAAGUUAUGUGCCAGCAUGGGGCACGGGAUUCCGAGACAAUAUGUCGCUGUGGAAUCGAUGUAUGAACAUUUUGUUCCCACGAUUAUUAUCUGUCGCACUGACACCGCCAUUCAUGGAAUGGAACAGAAUGCGCUACGAGCUUAAUUUGCCGCCAUUCAGAUCCCAACACGAUUUAUUCAAGGGAGCGCGCGUGAUCCUUAAUACGGCAUUCGGACUUGAAUACCCGCAGCCUUUUUCGCCACUAGUGGAUGCUGUGGGACCCAUUAUGCCGAUACCGGGUGGAAAUGCUAGCAAGUUGGAGCGCCAAUCGCUUCCUGCUGCUAUGCUGAGCUGGCUUGACGCGUCUAUUGAAACUAGUCCGUCGCUGCGAUUGCGCCAACGAUCUGCAUCUCAUCAUCGACCUAAGGCUCCAGGCGACCACGAGUUUGAAGCUAGCUCCGGUGGUGUGGUGUAUUUAAACCUAGGCACCAUGGCUUAUAUGGAUGCGUGGCAAGCUCAAGCACUAGUAGAAGGACUACUAAUGGGGUCUAAUGACCCGCCUAUGAAAGUGCUCUGGAUCCUCCCAACAGACCAGCGCGAUAUUUUACCACCUGCAUUACCGACUCAGUUGGUCGUAAAAGCACCUAGUUCUUCGCUGUCAAACCUGGAAAUCUUGAACCAUCCGUCUGUCCGGUUAGUAAUUUCGCACUGCGGCAUGGCGUCAACACAAGAAACACUAGUGAUGGGAAAGCCGUUAUUGUGCAUCCCUUUUCUUGUGGAUCAACCAGAUGUAGCAGCACGCGUUGUUGAUGCUGGAGCAGGUUUGUCGCUGGACAAGAAUUUACUUUCGGGUCCCUACGUGCAUGCUGCAGUCACGGAACUCCUAACAAAUACCUCCUACACGCGUGCCGCAAGGCGAGUUGGCUCGUUGUUGGAGCGAGCUGGUGGUACUUCUCGUGCGAUUGACGUGAUCGACGCUGCAUUGCGAUUGGGAUUUGAUCAUCUGGCCACAUUGAACCUGACAGCUCCUUGGCACAAAACUACUUUACUGGACGUCUGGGCGGUUUACGCUGCGCUUAUCUGCUUGCUGGCUGUGUCUUUGCGCAUUCAGUGGCUACUGCUUUAUUUCCUAGUGUCGAAGAGUCUUGGGCUUUUGUACAGCCUUAUACUUGGACCGCCACUACCUCCAUCCUCCUGUGAUGAGGAUAUGACGUACGAAGAUGAUGACAAAGCAGAAAAGAUUGACACAUUGCAGCCUGGAAGUUGA
Messenger RNA from Peronospora farinosa, 1959 nucleotides. The record is from the annotation of a GenBank genome assembly. NCBI's taxonomy places the organism in Eukaryota, Oomycota, Peronosporomycetes, Peronosporales, Peronosporaceae.